CCUGCCCGUGCGCAGACGGACGCCGGACCCGCACUGCCCGCGACGCGGCUCCAUGUGAACACGGAAGGCGCGCCCGGCUCGACGCGGCGUCUCCAUCCCGCCGCCCUCCGCCUGCCCUGCGACUCGGGGCGGGCAGGGGGAGCGCGGCCGGCGCUGCUGGCCCCCGAUCUGCCCCGGAGAGAAAGGGCUUUCCAGGCUGAUCAUGAUGAAGACAGAAGGGAAAGGGGAAAGGACUUUGAGAAGCGCCUCGCCACACAGAAAUGCCUAUAAAUCGGAUUUUCACGCCAUCAAAUGCUCCUUCGAUGGGGUGAACAGCUCCGACGGUGCUUCCAGCAAAACCAGCCUCCCGCAAAAGUUGAACGCCUCGUCCAAUGGAGGGGGAAGCGACCCGCACAGUCGAGGUAGAGCUGCUACCUAUGGCAACCGAGUACACAAGAUCAAAAACAUGUUCAUGCAGAUGGGGGGCUCCUCUUCCACACCGGCAUGUGAGAGCAGCCCGCUUGUUGAAGCCAAGGUCAUCAGCAGGACAGCACCAGCAGAUCUUGGGCCUUCCCCAAGCAGCCCAUCUUUCCUCAGCGUCCAAAAAAAUAACCUCUUUAAUAUGAGCAGCAGCCCCUGUUCCAGCCCCCCAGACUCGCAGCCUGUGCCUUCCGCCAGCGACAAAAUUGUCCGCAGCAAUGAGGAGGGAGAUCUGGACAAAAUUGCCCUGGCAGAAAAGUUUUCUGAGACUAGGAAACUUUUUGAGAGGAAUAUAAAGCAGCGGAGUUCAAUGGACAGAUAUACUCCCAGCAAAUGUGAACGAGGUGAAGAUAAGAAGAGAUGUGGUUCAGCCUCUCCUGAUUGUAGCAGUGCGGUGGAUCACUUUAAUUUCAAUACAGAUGUGAGCCUUCAUGUUGCCCCAGAAAGAGUUGAAAAUCAAAGCAGUGAUGAACAAAGGCAGCAGCAUCCUAGUAGUGGACAGAGAUUCUCCUCCCUGAAUGCGGGGCCCAUUUCUAGGAGGCUGGAAAGUUUCCUGGGUGAUAGUGAUACUGAAGAACCCAAAGAAAUUUCCAAAAGUCAGAGUAGUCCAAGUGAAGAUCAUGUGUUUUCCUGCGAUAGGGAAUCACCUGCUGCCACUGAAGGAUCUGCAGAGGAGAGUCCAUCCUCCAAAGUGUCUGUAUGUCUUUUAGGCCAUAGCAGGAGUGAGCUGAGCAAAGCACAUGUAGAAGUGGGUAACAGGGAGCAGCAGGAUGGGAGCAUCACAUCUGAUAAGGAAGCUAAGUGGGGGUCAGCUAAUGCCUCCUCACAGGCACCCUGGGUAGAGAGAAAUCAGGGUGAACUAGUCCUGGAAGAAAUCUCGGGGAAUGAAAAUGUGUUCCAAAAGGACCAGUCAUUCCAAUUUCAGUCUGUGGAAGGGAAAGGAAAUGAGUAUAUGUUUAGAGGAAUUGAGAAGUUUGAAGAUGACAGUGAGGUCAGUCAGAAAGAGUUAAAAGAGGGAGUGCCUCUGAAGGAGGUUGCAGUCACACAGGGUCAGGACAGUCUGGAACAAGAGGGGGACACUGAAGAGGAGGAGGAGGAGCAGGUGGUGGAAAAUCAGAAAGAAAAGUUCAGUGCAUUUUCUACCACUGCUUUUGGAAUAGAGAAUGCUGGUUUUGAUGAUGACAGGGAUGCAGAGUCAGAAAACCAGGGCUCUGAAGGUAAAGAAACUUUAGAUGUAGAAGAGGAGUAUAUCUAUGACAACGAAUAUGAGGAGCUUCCUGGACUUUCUGAAGAUGAAUAUCCUGAGCCAGACAGAAAAGUCAAGUUCUCAACAGCUCCUAUCAAGGUUUUCAGCACUUAUUCAAAUGAAGAAUAUGAUAGGCGCAAUGAAGAAGUUGAUCCAGUAGCAGCAUCAGCAGAAUAUGAACUUGAGAAAAGGGUGGAAAAAAUGGAAGUGUUUCCUGUAGAAAUUGAAAAAGGUGAUAGUGGCCUAGGCAUCAGUAUUAUAGGAAUGGGAGUCGGUGCAGAUCAGGGAUUGGAAAAACUAGGAAUUUUUGUGAAAACAAUAACAGAAGGUGGAGCUGCACAAAGAGAUGGGCGAAUCCAAGUAAAUGAUCAGAUUGUUGAGGUUGAUGGUACAAGUCUAGUAGGAGUAACUCAGUUUUUUGCAGCCAGUGUACUAAAAAAGACCAAAGGCACAGUCAGAUUUCUGAUAGGAAGAGAGAAACCAGGAACUCAGAGUGAAGUAGCCCGUCUCAUUAGUGAGACUUUGGAGCAAGAGAGGAGUCUGUAUGAGCAGCACUACGGCCAUGAUGAUGCAGAACAGGAUGAUGACUAUGAUGAUGAUGAAGAUACUUUUGAGUCACAUUUACAUGGAAAAUCUGUGGAAGUUUUUUAUCUUCCUGAAAACGAAGAUAUGAAUUUACCCCUGGAUAUGGAUUCAGCACAACUUCUUCUUAAAUUUAAAGAGCUACAAUUAAAGCAUGCAGUUACAACAGCUGAAGUUAAUCAACUGAAAGAGAAAUUAAAAACUACUGAAGCUGAAAAGGUUGAAUGGGAGUCCAGCAAAGCUCAGCUUCAGCAAACUUUAGAAGAGAACAAAGAGAAAAUUAAGAAGUUGGAGACCUAUUGGGUAGAGGCGCAAAGUUUAUGUAAAACAGUGAAUGAACAUCUUAAAGAAACCCAGGAACAGUACGAUACCCUAGAGAAGAAAUACAAUAAGGCCAAGAAAUUACUCAAAGAUUACCAACAAAAAGAAAUAGAAUUUAUGAAAAAAGAAGAGGAUCACACAAAGGUACUUGGAGAGAGAGACCAGAAACAUUCAGAACAGCUGAAAAUGUUGCAGGAAAAGAUUUCAGAGCUUGAAAGCAAAUUAAAAAUAUAUGAGAGAAUACCUUACAUGUUUGGAGGUUUGCUGGAGGCUGGCUCUCAAAGUCCAGAACAACUAAAUGAACACUCUGAAGUAAAAGAAGACAUUGCAAAAGAAAUGGAGUUGGUAGUGGAAAAAAUAGAUUCUUCAGACACAUUAUUUUCUGAUUUUGAUGCUUUUGUGGGAGAUACUCCAAGGUUAGAUACCAGUGCUCACAAGGCAAAAGCUCAGCUUGCUUUGAAGGUAAAACGUCAGCCACCUUCUCGAUCAAAGCUGAAAGAAUCUCUUGGAGCUGGACCACAGAAUAUAAAUCUACAGGAUGAGGAUACAGAGGAUACUUUCCAUAACAGGGAUUUUUCUAUAGCAUAUCAAACCAAGAUUUUAGAAGUAACAGAAAAGCCAGCCCCAUCUCUGCUGAAUGAUGUAGAUCAAACUACUGAAAAGCCAGAACAAAUGGAAAGCUCAGAGAGUUUGUUAGAGUCGAGCCCUUCUGCAUCCACUCACUCUUCUCCGGUACACAAACCAAACAGUGAGAGCAGCAUGUGCAGUACUCACUCUCCUCCUGCAGAUGAUACAGCUUCAGGUUCUCCUCAAGGAUAUUCCAAGAAUGUUAAACACAGAGAAUUAAAAGGGAAAGGAAGAGAGGCUAAAGAUGAAAGGAGAAAUGAAGAUAAGACAGUAGAAGCAAGUGAAGGUACAACUUCUGGGAAGUCCAAAAGAAGAUUUCCAGACUUUGGAGGCUUACGGAAAUCUGGUGGUAAAGGCAAGAAACAAGAAAAGGAAAAUCUGAGGGGUUCUCUGGAUAGCAGAGGGUCCCGGGAGUUGUUGGAGGACUCUGGCAACAAUCUAUCUGCAUCAGAUUCAGAUUCACCUGUUCCCACUUGCAUGCCUUUCUCUUGGUUUGGAGACAGUCAUAAAGAGCCUCAGGUUUCUGGUAGUGGUCUUCACUUUGCACAGAGUGGGCAAGACAGUGUAUCUGAACAGGGUCAAGAGAAAAACAAAAGCAAGAGUAGAAUUGUCAUAGAUGAUUCAUACCAUAGCAGGCCCAGUUGUGAUCUAUCAGGGUUAGUGACAGAACCAAAUCUGUCAGGGCGUUCACACACUUUAAUCUUCUCUUCAGAUGAGCAGCUGUUGGUAUGAUAUGAAGAAUAAAACUGUCAGCCACUGAGGAGCUGAAAAACCAUUGUUUCACCUCCGAGGACUCAAGGUGCCUAUAGACAUACAGAGAAGACUUGAUUAAUUGAGUCUGCUGGAGCAUCCUAAUUAGCGUGCUCUCAUGCAUUCAGCAUCCCCAUCCUUCAAAAUAGCGGCAGGGGCACUUUAACCAAAGCUUGUUGAAUGGCCUUUAGUUAAAGCACUCCGCUGCCAUUUUGAAGCAUGGGACACUGAAUACACAAGAUGCUGCAGGAACUUUAAUUAGUGCCCCUCCCCACCCUCAGAGUAUGUGUAAAGACGCCCUCAUUGCUUUUCCCUCAGAUCUGGUUUGCCUCUCUAGGUACUCAUGCAAGACUGAAUAUGGGAAACGGACUUUAAGUAGAUGGGACACACUAUAACAUGGCUUUUGGGUCAACCAUGUUGGUGAUUCGUAACAGUCAUUUAUGGGCAUGUCUUUAAUACAGUUCACUGAUCAAAAAUGUAAAUGUGUCAGGUUAACCUAUUUUCAUAAUACUGUAAUCAGAGUUUUAAUCCCCAUGAACCUCAGGUACAGUUAUAAUAAAGUUUUGUUUUGAUCUCUUAAUACCGCAGACUUCUGAAGGUUUAGUCCGAUCUAUCCCUAUUUUGAGUUGCGUCAUCAGGUCAAGAAAUCCCGAUUUCAAGUUCCCAGAGAUAGUGUUUUUAAAAACGGUUAAAACAGCUUCCCGAUUCCUCUGUAGACUGAGAAUUUUUUUAUUUAGUGAAGUAAUAGACCAGGGGUUGGCAGUGUUUUUGGGCAAACUGUAAUUGUUGAUGUGCCAGGUAUGGAUGGCAGUGGAGCCAUGAGAGGCCCUAUCCUUGUGGCAGUGCUGUCUGCCCUGUGGCAUGCAUGUGCCUUCACCAGCAGUGAGCUGGCUCCACAGACCCCAGCACAGCUUCUUGCAGCCUCCUGGCUGCCUGCUACAGCCAGCCCAGGCACCGGGCAGGCCCCUGCCACCCGCCAUGGAGCCCAGCUGCUCACAGCCCUCAUGGCUCCCCCACUGUCUGCCCUGAGGCGCACAUGCCAAGCCUUUGUGUGCUAUGCUCUGACGCACGUGCCAGGGGUUGCCUACCCCUGUAACAGGUUGCUUCAACAGUAAUAGCAGACUUUCCUCUUGGAUGCUAAGCAGAAAUUGAAGAAAACUUCCUGAUUUAAAGCCAAGAAUUGAUUAGGCUGUUUGAGCAAUUGAGGUGUAUUUUCACUGGAAUAACACAUGGCCUGGUAUGAAUCAGAUAGCCUCUGCUACUUAGCAAAUUAAAAAUAAAAAUCUGGUGUGGCAGGACAAGGUAAGAGAAUAAAUAUGACUUUUGAGAAAUAUACUACCACUUAGUAAUAACUGUUAUUAGUUACAGUGUAGAAUAUAUUUAUAACUUAUUGGACAUGUCUACACAUGCCCAUCAGUACUGCGCAGUCCCAGCAGCACACACUUAUUUUUAGACACAUCUUUGUAGAGUCAGCAUCACAGUUUGUGCCUGCCGAUGCUACGCUGUUGUAGCGUCUCAUGUAGAUGUGCCCAUUAUUAGAACUGAAUCAUUUAAAAUUCCUUGUUUGGUUACAAGUGAGAGCAAGUUGGUCAGUCUCAUUGUCUUAGAUGUUUGUGCACUCUCCCAAAUUACCAUGUAAUAUGGCCAAAUUGCCACACGAUUCUUUUUAGGCACAGUAUAGAAAAAGCAGAAUUAUCAUUCUGUCUCAGGAUUGUGCUGCCUUAAAUGAGCAAGUUGCUCAGUGCUUGGCAACAAAAUGCCUGGAUUUAAGCCAGUGUUCUGAUGUUUCAUGACAAUUCAAUUUCUCAGAGGCAAAACUAAAAUGUCUUACAAAUGUUUGUCCUGCCUAUGUUUGUGGUGAAUUUUGUUGUCUGAGUUGUUGUGAUAACUUUAUAUUUCUUACAAUGUCUUGGAUUUAAAGAGGACCGACUACAAAGUCUGCUCAUCAGAAUGCAAGUGAAAAUGUUAAAGUUUUAUAGAAAUACAGAAAGUAUUUAGAAAGAUUUUAUAAGAACUAUUUAAUGUUAAAACUUGUUGCAAAAGACAGUUUCAAGGAAAUGUUAAUUUUAAAGCUAAGAAUUCUUCAUAUAAUUUAUUCUUCAUAUAAAUUAUUCCUUUUGGAUUUUUGUUUGAUAAAAGUGCACUGAAAAAUAUGCACUUUUGUUAUCUCAAAAAGUUGAUAAAUUUAUACGGUCAAAGAGGGAAAAUAUUUAUCAUCUUAAAUUAUUC
Alligator sinensis (Chinese alligator) is the source of this 6214-nucleotide messenger RNA. RefSeq names its product neurabin-1-like. The transcript is spliced from 17 exons. The coding region runs from base 203 to 3967 and encodes 1254 amino acids. Lineage: Eukaryota; Metazoa; Chordata; Crocodylia; Alligatoridae. Gene Ontology annotation, molecular function: actin filament binding. The record is from RefSeq and is a predicted model, not a curated record. Gene Ontology annotation, biological process: neuron projection development; actin filament organization; calcium-mediated signaling. Gene Ontology annotation, cellular component: postsynaptic density; dendrite; cytoplasm.